AUGUCGGCUCCACUCAGACACCCAAACACUGUGGUUCUUCAACCACCAACCGUUACCGUCUCUCCACUUAUUCGUUUCGGACGUUACGCGGCUCUCUCACUUGGUGUUGUAUAUGGUUAGUUUUUUUAAUAAUGAAAAUAUCGUAAUAUAGUUUUUAAAAUUAUUAUUACGUGUGCUUCAAUAUUUUGAAUUCGACAGUUUUAAUCAGAAAUAUCUAUUUUCAAGCAAAAUUAUUUUGUCACAGAAUGAUAAAUCUUUUUUUUUGAUUUUUGAGUAAAACGUGAUCUAUCAUUCAAAAAUUAAUUUUACAAAUUUUCCUCUUCAAUUGUUUUUAGACGUAUCAGAAGAAAUCAGAAGAUCUUUGAUCUAAAAAAUUUACGUGUGAUGUAAUUUUUGAAAUUUUCUGAAAAAAUUUAAUCACAUAUUCCCAGGUUUCUUCCGUCUCCGUCAAAUCCGUGAAUAUCAUGCUGAUAUUAGAGAGUGGGAACACGAGAAGGCUGUUGCUGCUGCUCAAGAAGCCGCCAAACAAAAGAAAUGGCUCGCCAAGGACGAAAUGAGAUACCUUAUGCAAGUAAGUUCAUUUUUAAUUUUCACUAAAUUAUAUUUUUCAUUCGUAAUUUGAAUUUUUCACUAAUUAUUUGAAUUCAGGUUGUCAACCUUCCAUUCGACGAAGGAGUCAAGCAAUUCGGAGUCGCCGAUCUCUACAAGGAAGACUAA
This is a messenger RNA of Caenorhabditis angaria, 717 nucleotides long. The record is from the annotation of a GenBank genome assembly. NCBI's taxonomy places the organism in Eukaryota, Metazoa, Nematoda, Chromadorea, Rhabditida, Rhabditidae.